Messenger RNA from Strongylocentrotus purpuratus (purple sea urchin), 6780 nucleotides. It is a transcript of the gene mettl24, whose product is annotated as methyltransferase-like protein 24. The transcript is spliced from 6 exons. The record is from RefSeq and is a predicted model, not a curated record. Lineage: Eukaryota; Metazoa; Echinodermata; Echinoidea; Camarodonta; Strongylocentrotidae. Bases 3178 to 4500 code for a protein of 440 amino acids.
CCGUCAUGUUGAUUGUGCUCUGAAAUAGUUUCCUAAUUCUAUAUUUGAUUUGUUUCUCACUCAGUCGCUAUGCUCCCUCACAUAUUACUUGACGGGUUCCCAAGACUGCACAUAAUUUUACGCCAAGGCUCAGGAAGUAUAUGUGCUGUGACUUUCUCUUAAAAAGGGAGAAGACAAACUCGUUUUUCCCUUCCUAGCAACAACAACAUAUACCUCAUUUCCCUAAAAUACAAUUUAAACCUUCUAGAAUCGAUUUCAUUAAAUGUUUCUUAACAUUCUUUACCUCCAAUGAAGGGAUGGGACAGAAUUAAUUUCACCGACCCUCUCUCAGGACAAAAAGCUAUAUCUGGAAGAACUAGCCGUUGAGGCCGGCAUAAAAAUGAUAAUGAUAGUAAUAAAUACUUAUGAAGCGCACUUAUCUAAUAACUUACCCAAUGCGAUAUACAAAACAGAAUACACAAAUCUCUCUCCAGAAUUUUAACAUCAUGAUAGCAUUAGUAACUCUGAGUAAAUAAAACCUUUUUAACAUGUUUCUGAACGGUUUCUAGGCAUAAUGGCCCGAAUUCACAAAGGAGGUUGUCGACAAACCUUUGUGAAUUCGGGCCUGAAUGUUUGGCAGCUUAUGCUCUUAGUAUAAUGUAAUUCGUUAUUAUGAAGUAGGCUGAAGUGGUUUGCCAGCAUGUUUAAAAUACUCUUGAUUACUAUUUUCAAUUUUAUAGAAACACUUUUAAGUAAUAAGUAAUAAACUUACUUUAAAGUAAUGCUACUUUGUACUGUAGAAACUUUUCUAUUAAGAAUGCUGAAUGUGCUCUCAUUUUCUUGCCGUGUUUCAAACAUUCUGAUGACAAGUUAAAUUCUAAAUGUACAACACCCUUGUUGCUAAGCCUGUGGAUAAUUUCUUCCUGGUAGUGUUCGCUCACCACCCAAGCGGGUACAUGGUAAUCCCAUCUCACGAAUAACUAUAUAGGGAUGAACACAAUUUCAUAUGGAUGACACUCUGUUUAAAGGAAUACAAAGUUAUUUUCUUUUUAACAAAACAAAAUCUGAACAUUGCUCUUAUAAAAGAAUGAGGAAUUAAUGGGGAUACAAACAAAUAUAUUACGCUGGUCAAUUCUAACGAUAUGUCUUUUAGUUUUGUAAAGAUGUUCUGUAUCCCGAUGGGUCACUGGGUUCGAUUAUCCCUCUUCCACAGCUGAAACUACACCCUGUUUGAUCUGAAUAUUGAUUCACAUCAACUCAAAAUUAAAUGCAAUUGUAGUUGAACUGUGAAUACUAUUCUCUCAAGAGGGCGUGCUUGACUUUAAUUCUUUCUUUCUAUUAUUGCACCGUUGCUAAAUAAUGAUUUGAUCCAGCGAAGCGGUCCAGGCGGUGCGCGAACUCGCACCCCCAGGCCAGGCUAGUCACAAAAUCACCCAUGAACUUGGCUAGAAGUGAACGCGUUAGCUCUUGACAUGGGUAUACCAGAUGUAAACGCUUGAGGACAUAACUGCGAUUCUUUAUCGUAAAGGGAUUAAACCAGAAAGAGAAAAAUGCUAUCGUGAUUGGAAUUAUUAUCGAGGGGAAUACACGUCAGAAUAAGCAACCGAUUAAAGACCACCCGACUAGAGCUUGAUACCAUCGCAGACUGACCUACUCCUACGCCUCUCCACCAAAUACCACUUUGGUUAGUAUACCGUGUCUUCAUGAAUGAGGAGGACUUGUUCAUCAGUAAAUGUUUUGCAGAGAGUUCUUGAUCAACGCAUCUUCAUGAUUAAAAACGGCAAGGAGCAACAAUCAAAAUCCAACAAUCUACUUUGCAGAAUAAUUUAAACAGCUGAAAACAGCUUAAUUCAUGUUUUUUUUAUUUUUUAUCAACUUUAAGAUUAAAACGAGAAAAGCUUGCUACCAGGACCAAUCAGCUGAAUUUGAUAAGACAUGCAUGUAAAUAUUCAACAUCUUGAUGAGAUUCGUUUUGGUUCGUACUUCAAGAUGAGAUUGGUGAUGCUCUUGAAUGGGUCAAGAAGGUUAUCGGCAUUCAAUCCAUUCCUUCCUCAUUCUCUAAAUCCUAUCGGCUACAUGGAAUCUUAAAAUGUCACUUUAGAUGAUCCGUGUAAACCUAGAUAUAAAUCCAGCUGUCAGAUUGAUUUUCUUUCCUUCUGUCGAUCGCCAAGCAAGCAGUUGACGACGAAAGAAACAAGAUGAUUCGAGCAGAAAAAUAGCCAUGCUAUAUGAGUGCUUAUUGAUGAAGAGUUCUAAAUGACGAGUUGGGUCGCAUUCAUCCUUGAAUGGUUGUCUUCGAUGGGAGAUGGGGGUGCUUGACAGAGGAAGAAGUUUGUCUCUUUCAUAGAUCAACUGCUUUCUGAAACACGAUCAUCACUACCAUAUUUCUCAUUUUAUGAUGAUAUUACGUGAUUCGCCGAUUUCUUCACAUUAUCGCGGUAAAUGGAUUUCAUCAAAAAGCUGUCAGUGAACGUUUUAAAGUAACUUUGAUCGCUCAUUCAAUUUUUUAGUCUCAAACUGAAAUCACUACAUGAUCAGUGACUAUUGUUGAUAAACACCUAUCAUAUCGAUUCAUUGCGAUUGUUAGAGGUGAAUUUACGUCAAUGGUCGACAUCCGUGCAUGAUGUGACCAAUCAGAGUUCGGUUUUGAAAUCACGUGACUAGUUGUAAUGAUAUUAACCUUGUUUCGUGUGUUCGUGCUUGUGAAAUCAUCCUACACAUCUAUCGAUAAUUACAAGAACGUGGCGGAGUCUGGAAUAAAACAUUCCUCUUUUCUUGGAAUUAAUUGCGAUAUUAGAGUUCAUGUCAUGGAUCAAUCGCGUUUCCUUAUCGAGAUAAUAGAGCAUAACAUGAGAUGAGAGUGGACGACCAUUUACCAUUGAACGUGCAACUACAUGCUCUAGCUUUCAAACCAUCGUAUUAUGCUUGCCAAAGAUCAGAUAUCCUUUAUUCAGGAAACAAGCUUUCUCAUGUUGAUCUUUUUCGAUUUAUCUUUUAUCAUUUAUUUUCAUUCGGGAAGCAAAACUCUAAAAUGUAGGAAAGCGAAUACAUUUUAACUAAAAUACUGGAAAUAAACACAUAUCAGUUGAGAAAAGCAUCAAAUACUUAUUUUACUCUGUAAGAUCCCUUUCUGCUGCAAGAAUGUGUGAUGAUCAGUUUAGGACUUGAGCUCCUUGCAAUUUGAUUAACUGACUUAAAAUGAGAAUGUUACUGUCUUUAAGUCGACCUUUUGGUCGCAGUUUAGGGCGUAGAAUUGUGAUGCAACUGAUUUCUAUCGGAUGUUUGUUUAUGUUAAUAUGUCUUCAUCUUCAGUAUGAGUUUACCAACAGAGCAGCAGCCUCAUCGCGAUUAAAUCGGCAUUCAUCUUUAUCAAAUCAAAGGAAUUAUGAGAAACGUUUCCCAACUGAUGACGAUGAAAGACUAAUUUUUAACGAUAAAACAGCGAGACGAGAACGGAUGCGGACUCGAAGAGAUGAGGAGGAUGAUAAUGACGAUAUAGACUUGUUAUAUAUUGAUAUCAUUGACGAGCAAAAGAAUUCUGGAGGAGUAGGAGGAGCCAUUGAGAGAAGUGGUAUGUUGGAGGAGAGGGGUAAUAAAGGAGGCUCAGGGGUGCAGUACCAGCUUGGUAGAAAGGCCUUAUUAUCAAAGAGGAUUUCAUCCAUUGGAGAUGAGUAUGCGGCGGAGAGUGGAGAGAGGACUCAUGUUGGUCUAUUGCUUCAGCCGUGGGCUAGUAAUGAGCAUUCCAUGGACGCUGAGGCAAAGCGAUUCUUCAAAUACAUUACUACAAUUCAGGUGCAAUGUCGGGAGCAACAUGCUGUAGGGCGGAGCAAUCCGAGUGGAACCGGUCUAGACUGGCCUUGGAUGGUCUGCUUCGAUGAAGGUUCAUCAUACGUGGGAAGAGGAGCUUUAAGACCCGGAUGUGUGGUUUACUCAUUCGGCGCUCGUUCAUCGAACAUUCGUUUCGAGAUUGAGAUGGCUGAAAGAGGAUGUGAGGUGCAUAUAUUUGAUCCUAGUGGCCGCAUGAGGGCGCAUAUCUUAUCUGAGAGUAAGCAACAUCGAGUAAGCAACGACGCAUUGCCUGAGAACAUUGUUAUUCACAAAACAACACUUGAUUGGCGGGAUUCAAACGUUGGAAACCAACGCACUUCGUCGUCAUGGAAACCAAGCAAACUCUCUGCUAUCAUGACCAAACUAGGGCAUGAUACGAUCGAUAUUGUUCGUGCUGAUCUUCAGAGUGCUGAAUGGAAAGUAUUAGAAAACAUUUUACUUGACGGGACUGUAUCCCGGAUUCAUCAACUCAUCUUUAAUAUUCAUCUCAACUGGAGUGGGUUUGAGGUUCAAGGAGCCAAUCAUGACGUCAUUCGUUUCUGGUACAGUGUUCUGAAGAAACUAGAGAGGGCGCGCUAUCAAUUAUUUCACAGUUUAGAAGACAAAUCUGAACCCUCAAUCUUCUUGGGCCAAACUAUGCCCAACAUUAGUAGUACUUAUACCUUAGGAUGGGUCAACACUUCGUGGAGGUGAUACAAACUAACACUACAUGUUUAGAUACCCCGCCUCAUUCCAUAAAGAGUUACAUUGUUGUUAUUUGAUGUGUUGUUUGUUUGUUUAUCCGAUUUUGUAAAGCAGCCAAAAGAAGAAAAAACGGUUGUCAUGUUGCUUUAUUUAUGUUGCUUAACUCACUACUUUAAUGUACUAUCAUGGUUUUGGCUCUUUAAACAGAUGAGCAAUAAUUUAUGAUGUAGGAUAUGAAAAAAAUGUUAUGUUUGCAUACUAUGGCAAAUCAACGCACAGCUGUUGUGUGUAUGAAUUAAAAUACAUUGUGGGAUUGCCAGAGAUAUGAAGUAUAUAGUCAGAACGACGCUAUCUCUUUGAACUUUAGUUUCUUUUAGAUGUUUUAAUAUAUAAGGAAAUCCUAGACGGAAUAUAAAAUGUAUAUCUGGAGUAAUUGUCUUUCUAUACACGUAGAGAAUAUUGCUUGAUGUCUUCUCAUUGUUUUAGCUGGUUAAUGAUGUGUAUAGUAUUGCGAUGAUAGGAUUCUGUGUGGUAUAUGUAUCAAUUAGGAGACGGUGAUCAUAAUUUGACGAAAAAGAACUAUUUCAUCCUCUCAAUUAUACCUCCAAAUCAUUUUGAAAUCAUACUUAAUAGUGAGUCAAGCCUCGGUCACAAAUGCCAUUACGAACUGCUACGAACGCCGUACGAACGAUUUUCAAACAAUGGAAAUUCGGGAAGACAAUGGAAAAACAGGGAGAUUCGUACGAAAUUAUCGUUCGUACGAACCUUUGUGACCGUAGCAUUAGGUUUUAAUGUGUUUAUACAGUUUGGAGAAAAAUGUAAGUCAGAUCAGCACAAAGAUUAUAUCAUAACUCCAUAUCGAAAAUACCUUUUCGAAGAUACUUAUGUCGAAUAUUUUUCAACGUUUUAAAGUAUUAUGUGACAUUGUAUACUCCUUGUGACAGUUUCGUCAGUCUGUUCUUAAAAUGAGAUGUAAGUAUGCUGCCUAUUUAUAGUGCUGCCUAUUUUAGUACACUGCAAUCUUUACUCUUUGAUGGGGUUAUCGUAGACAUGCUCCUUCAGUUGGAAGGUUCGAGAUGAUAUACGCAAUCUAAUUAAUUUGUAAUUCAAAUGAACUUACCCUUAAAAAUCUAUCUUUCUUCUUGGUUUUUCCUCCAUUGUUUUACUUUGGUGAUGCAAUCACUCCAAAGAUGUGAGAUUAAAAUGGUUGUUCAUCCAAAAUGAAGAAACCAUAGCUGUAGUAACUGCUGCUGAAACUGUAGUUAAAGCCUGACUGCAAUGACCACCAUAACGAAAGUGUUGCUCUAUCUAGUAGCACCUUAACUUUCCUUAGUAGGUACUGGUAGAGUGGUAUCCCACCCAUCGUGGCAUGAAAGUUUGACAGAAGACUUGUUAUCCUAGCCGCAACACCAUCUAAAAUCAAACGUUAACCCAAGAUAUAAAUAGUCUAUGGAAUAAUACAAAAUUAUUCAUCAUCUACUUAAUAGCUUAUGACGGGAAUUAUAAUCAUCAUCAGUCAAUACAAUGAAAUACAUAACAGAAAAGAAGACAUCUGUCAUAAUGAACUACAUUGCAGACAAAUAUCCUUCAAAAAUUCGAAAGAGCCUGAUUCCUGAGCUCAUAUUCUGCUAACAUGUACUUUCCUUUAUCAUUCAUAAAUGAACAAAAUAGUGUAUAAAUUAAGAGUGAUAUUAAUUACUUUAGAGAUAUGAUUCACAGUUUUCAUUCUUUAUCUCUAAUGCAGAGGUUCACUUGUGACCUUGACUCUCUCAAUGACAAAUAAAAACGUGUAAUUUAUCAUCAGGAAAAAUAAUACAAAUAUGAAUUCAACUUACAGUCUGACUUAGUUGACUAAAUGCAGGCCUCAAUGUCGGUUCUGGUGAUCUUGAUACUCCAUGGAACUUAGACUUGCAGCGCAAAAUGCCAUGUUUUUCAACUAUGAAACUUCAACUUGUAUUCACCUCCAACCCAUAGGUCCUGCAUGUAUGGCUUCUGUGCAGAGUGACACUAAACUGCUACGUAAGGCAACCCAACCACUACAGAUAUGCAUCACUUGUUUGAGCUAUGUAGAGUGCUCAGUGCAGUGGAGUCUAACUACCCAAUGCAUUCAGCCAAAUUAUUUAAUGUAGGCCCUAACAAUAAGCGGGUAGAAUUGAGGGAAAGGUUGAACCCUAACAACCUAAUUAUGUGUAUAAUGGAUACAAACAUAACACAUCAUGAGAUUAUGUCACCAGACGUAUACCAAUUCCAUUCACAAUCAUUAAUAAUGCGCCUUGAACCGUCUCCUUG